AUGGCUCAGAAGAGCGCCGCCAUCAACGCCAUUAAUCUCCAGUACGAAGACCUGGCCUCGGAGGUGACCAGGCGCAGAAUCACGAUGACGAGAAGUGGAGACAUUACUGAGAAAAACAGUGAAGCUAGAGAGAUGCAUUCAAGUUCAGAACAAGCCCUUCUUCCUCACUGGGCCCAACUCACAGAACCCCCUGCCCCACCCCCUUCUCCAGCUGAGGAGUCCGUGAGCCCCUGA
This is a messenger RNA of Nycticebus coucang (slow loris), 234 nucleotides long. RefSeq names its product myocilin opposite strand (gene MYOCOS). The record is from RefSeq and is a predicted model, not a curated record. The transcript is spliced from 2 exons. Lineage: Eukaryota; Metazoa; Chordata; Mammalia; Primates; Lorisidae. The coding region runs from base 1 to 234 and encodes 77 amino acids.